Messenger RNA from Rhodotorula toruloides NP11, 3552 nucleotides. RefSeq names its product glycosyltransferase family 2 protein. The record is from RefSeq and is a predicted model, not a curated record. NCBI's taxonomy places the organism in Eukaryota, Fungi, Basidiomycota, Microbotryomycetes, Sporidiobolales, Sporidiobolaceae. The transcript has 8 exons. Bases 1 to 3552 code for a protein of 1183 amino acids.
AUGCCGCCCAAGUCGUACCAGCGACCGAAGAAUCCGCCUCGCUACCAUUCCGCCGACUCUCUCCCGCCUCCUCGCUCGACGUCGCCCAUCCCUCCCGUCCCGCCCAUGCCGCCGAGCACUCCUCCCCCUCGCAUGCCCUCUCCCGCAGCACGUACCGGCUCGCCGACCGAAUCAGUCGGGAGUAGUCCCGGCCGCGGAGGAUCAAACAGGACGUCUCGCAAGCCUGUCCCCGUCUACGACGCCGACGAGCUGCACGAGCCCCGUCUCCCGAGCGACCGUCCUCGUCCGACCAACCCGAACCCGUUCGCGGCUGCGAAUGCGUUGAUCGCCCAGCAGCAGGGUGGAGCGGACGAGCCUCGCACGCCGCCGAGGGGUGCAAGGCCCGUCACGCCGCAGCACAAGGUCAGGCGCUCGAGCGACGAGGACGAGCUUUCGCCUACGGACCGUGGCGAGCGCGCUUUCUCCCGCGGCAGCACCUCGCCGACUUCGACUCCCCCUCACACGCCUGUUCGCAUCAAGCGCGAUGCUUCCGCCGAGCGUGCUCCGCCUGUUCCGACGCCGCAGGAUGAAGACGACAUCGCAACACUCAACUUCAACCGCCGUCCUUCGCAGUUUGACCCGCUCGCGCCGUCCUUCCACCACGCUCACGGCGGAUCGUCCACCGGCUCGAGGCAGCUCGUCUCGGCAACCGGCUUUGCUCCUCUCCCGCCUGUCUCUCCUCUCCGCCAGCCCGGCCAGGCGCACAAGAGGCAGCGGAGCAGCCACACCCGCCAGCCGAGCAUCUCGCUCUCUUCGCCUUCUGCUUCGCCGAGCACUGGCGGCGGUUUCGACACUUCGACCGCCGCUUCGUCCGCCACCUCGACGAACGUGCAGUAUUACGGACCCUCGACUCUCCCGCCCACCGAGUCGCGCAAGAUCCUCCCCCUCCAGCCGGCCGCGCAGCGCAACAACGGCUCGGUCCCGCCCACGCGUGCGCCGAUCGAGGCGUUCGCGAGCGUCGAGAUGUUGCAGGGUCAGAGGGAGCACCAGGACAGGACGAGGGGGACGGAGGUGUUUGGACCUGGAGGAACGUACGAGGGGAGGGCGAGCAGUCUCAGCGGAGAAGCGGGCUUGCCGCCCUACUCGCGCCGCCAAGACCCGCUCGCUGCCGUCCACGCCGCUCGCAACCCCGCCGCUGCAGGUGCUGCCGUUGCCGCGUCGCAGUACAGCCUCGGCUCGCAACUUCCGCCCCUCGAAAUGGACGUCAUGAGUAUCGCGAGCCAGUUGAGGGAGCACGACAAGGCGAGGAGGGGAAGUGAGGAUGUGAGGGGAGAGUGGCCGCGCCGCUUUAGCGAGGCUUCGUCUUGCGAAGACGAGUCUCCGCCCCCGACCGCUGGCGGGAUGCACCUCAACCCGACCUUCUCGUUCCCGUCCAAGGAGUCUCUCAAGUCGUCGUCGCACUCGACUCUCGCUCCCGCUUACGACGGUCCCGGCUCGGCGUUCGACGACGACGAGCACAAGUACCCGCCCGAUCUGAAGAAGAUCUUCAACUUCUCGAAGCGCCACGACGAGAAGACGACGGGCGGCUGGCGAACCGAGCAUCUCGGCGCUUCCGACAAGGCGUUCACGAUGCAACGCCCUUCGAUCGUCGCUCUCCCCGUCUACCCGUCGCCCGGCGGCACGCUCAGCAAGAGCUUCAAGACACGCGCGAAGAAGUGGGGAACGAAGGUCGCCUGGCUCACCGUCUUGCUCGCCUGCGCCUCGAGCUGGGUCUACCUGUACUUCCGGUACGACGCGAUGAAGCUCGUCGAGCGUAAGAGGCCCGGUAUCUUUGUGGGCGGAUGGUGCUACCUCGCCCUCGAAACCAUCGUCGCCCUCAUGACCACCGUCCACUCGCUCUGGGUCGUCUUCAACUACCGCGCUCGCUCGGUUGAGCCCAAGAUGCGUCUUCGAGGCGACAACAACCUUCCUUCGGUCGACGUCUUCAUCGUCUCGUCCGGCCAGGCAGACCAGACCGUCUUCGACUGCGCAGUCGCCGCUGCCUCGAUGGACUACCCGCCGCACCGCUACCGCGUAAUGGUGCUCGACCCGACCGCCUCGAGCAAUCUCGAGCGCGAGUUGCAGCGCCAUGCCAAGGCACAGGCUUGCCCUCACCUCACCUACCACCGCCGCGAUGUUGGCGCAAAGGAGGAGAAGAGCAUGGAGUCGCUCGCGAAGAAGGCCAACAGCACCGAGAACAAGGUUACCAAGGCCAACGCGAUCAACUUUGGCAUGCACGAAGCUUCGACAUUUGGCAUCAAGGGUCCGGCGGAAUUCAUCGCUGUCUUCGACGCUGACAUGCUCCCCGAGCGCAACUACCUCCGCGCUGUUCUCCCGCACAUUCUUGGCGAGAACAAGGUCGGCCUCGUCAAGACUCGUCACGGCUUUAUCAACUUGCCUCAUCGCCUCAGCCAGCCGACCGCGACGCUUCUCACCGCAUCCGAGACGCCCGCCGACACUCGCUCUGGCUUCCUCCUUCGCCGCGCUGCCGUCACCGAAAUCGGCGGUUUCCCUGCCGACUCGUGGAUCCACGACGGCCAGUGCGAGGCGCUUCUCCAGGGUCGCGGCUACAAGGUCCGCCAGGUCGAGGAGGUUCUGCAGUGGGGCAUGGCGAAGCCGACCUAUACCUCUCAGAUCAACGCGAUGAUGGUCAACCGCCUCGGCCCGCUCCGUACCGCCCACCGUCUCGGCUGGUUCGUUCGCGGCAACAAGACCAAGCUGAUGCCGUUCGUCGCCAAGGUCAAGGCCAUCGGUCGCGCUCUCCUCCCCAUCUUCAGCUUGAUCUGCAUCAUCCUCGCCUACGUCUACCCGUUCAUGUUCUCGUUCGGCGGGAUCCUCGUCCUCACCCCGAGCCUGUCGAAUCUCAACCGCAUGCUCCAGGUCACCCUCAUCAUGAUCCUCCUUCACAAGCUGCACGAGGUCGUUUGGUGCUGGUCGACCGGCCUCCCUUCGCCUCGUCGCGCCUUCCAAGCCUGGAUCUUCGCCGCGCCAUACCAAGGUUUUGCCCUUCUUCGCCUCAUCCUGCCCCGCUGGCUCGGUGGCUACAAGCAGCGCACGUCCGACAUCGACAUCAACGAGGUCAUCACGCACCCGAUCCGCGACCCGUGGUACAAACGCCUGGGCUGGUUUGUCCUCGACCCGCUCGUCUCUACGAUGUUCGCGUUCCUCGGCGCGCUCGGUAUCGCCAUCUGGCGCAUCGUCAAGGACUACGAGCGUGGCACAGUUGACGAGCACCAGACUGCUCUCACGGUCCUGCUCACGAUCGCCUGGCCUACUCUCCUUUGGUCCGAGUUCCUCUUUGCAUCAUUCGUGCCUUUCGUCUGCCUCCUCUUCCCCUCCCGCCUUCUCACCGAGCCGCGCGAGUCGUUCCUUAUCCGCGACCACUACUCGCACGUCGCGCGCCCGAAGCACCACUUCAAGACCGCGCCGCCAUUCAAGGUCCACCGCGCGCCCGAGUUCGUCACCGGCACCAUCGUCGUCGCUUGGGCUAUCGUCUGCGUCUGCGUCGCCAAGUUGACGGACGUCCUCGCCUGA